This is a messenger RNA of Schizosaccharomyces octosporus yFS286, 848 nucleotides long. RefSeq names its product vacuolar sorting protein Vps60. Gene Ontology annotation, cellular component: multivesicular body. The transcript is spliced from 4 exons. The record is from RefSeq and is a predicted model, not a curated record. Bases 113 to 748 code for a protein of 211 amino acids. Lineage: Eukaryota; Fungi; Ascomycota; Schizosaccharomycetes; Schizosaccharomycetales; Schizosaccharomycetaceae. Gene Ontology annotation, biological process: vesicle budding from membrane; late endosome to vacuole transport via multivesicular body sorting pathway.
CAUACCCCAAGACACACUCAUUAAGAAGGAAAUCCAGUUCGCCAGAGAUAGAUUUAGAAAUCAUACUUGUAAUUCAGAAUUGUAAAUUGUUUUGUGAUAGACUUUGUUCGCCAUGCACAGACUAUUUGGUAAAAAACAGGCCCAAGGGAAUGCCCCGUCAUUGACAGAUGCAAUCGAGUCGUUGGACAAGCGAAGUGAUUCACUCGAAGUGAAAAUUUCAAAGUUAGAUUCUCAAUUAUCUGUAUUCCAACAGAAGUUAUCAAACACACGGCCCGGCCCAGGACAAACUACCAUAAAGCAACGGGCUAUGAAUAUAUUACGGCAAAAGAAAAUGUACGAGGCCCAAUUGCAGCAAUUGCAACAACAAUCUUUUAAUAUGGAACAAGCUGCCAUGACUACGGAGUCCAUGAAGAAUACCAUGACUACUGUCCAGACGAUGCAGGAUACUGCACGACAGAUGAAAUCACAAAGCAAAAACAUCUCCAUAGAGAAAAUUGAAAGAUUACAAGAUCAAAUCCAAGAUUAUAUGGAUACGGCAGGUGAAUUUAAUGAAAUUCUUGGGCAAAACACGGCAAACGUGGAUGUUGAUGAAGAAGAACUGGAUGCAGAAUUAGAAGCUUUACAACAAGAAGCCUCCUUUGGAGGAGACCAAUUAGCCCAAGAACAGCCUAGUUAUUUGCAGCCAUCGAAUGAGCUUCCCAAUUUCGUUGACGAAGAACAAUUAGAAGCUGCAAAUACUGCUCAGUGAAAAGUAAUGGAACUGUUAAUGAUAUUCUACGUCUUCAUUUUAUCACAAGUUUAAUACCUUACAAUACAAAAAUGAAUUUCUAAACGUUGUAAAAAGACAG